Messenger RNA from Dinoponera quadriceps, 1326 nucleotides. RefSeq names its product guanine nucleotide-binding protein subunit gamma-1 (gene Ggamma1). The transcript is spliced from 2 exons. The record is from RefSeq and is a predicted model, not a curated record. Gene Ontology annotation, cellular component: heterotrimeric G-protein complex. Bases 206 to 418 code for a protein of 70 amino acids. NCBI's taxonomy places the organism in Eukaryota, Metazoa, Arthropoda, Insecta, Hymenoptera, Formicidae. Gene Ontology annotation, biological process: G protein-coupled receptor signaling pathway. Gene Ontology annotation, molecular function: G-protein beta-subunit binding.
UGCCAAGUGUGAGGACGCCUUAAGGGAUUGGCAGGAAGGAAGGAUCAAGUGUACCGUAUCCAGAUUCGUUGAAGAAAAAACAGACGGGCAAGGAAGUGUGGAUAAGAGAAAUCACGAACGAAGCGCGUGAAAUCGAAUCCAGCUGACGGGUCUCGCAGGUUUAACGAGUGGUCCGGGCUUCGUACGACCAGGUGUCCAAGCUGUUAUGGACAUGGUGAUCUCGAAUUUGCAACAGCAGCGUCAAGUGACGGAGCAGCUGCGCCGUGAAGCCGCCCUCAAACGGAUCACGGUGAGCAAGGCCGUGGAGGAUAUGAUGAAGUACAUCACCGAGCAUGAGCAGGAGGAUUGUCUGCUGGUAGGCUUCUCGUCGCAAAAGUCCAAUCCCUUUCGUGAGAAAAGCACGUGCGUUAUCCUUUAAACCCACGUGCUUGCAAUGAAAAAAAAGGUCAUGGCAUGACACGCAAGGAACGUUUGAACUUUUGUCUCACCUGUAACUGCGUGUCAGUUUUUGAUAACAAUGAUAAGCAUAUUUACUAAUGUAUCUUCCUUUUUUUUUUUUUUAUUAAGUAGGAUAGUAAGUGAUCUUAUUAAAUUAUUCUAUGCGUGAGCAAAGGGACAACGAUAUUUGUGAAACUAUCUGUUGAAAGAAGCAACUUUCUUGUUUCUGCUAACAAGAGUGCAUUUUGUGCCGAGAGGUUUGCUAACGAAAGUGUAUUUUGUGCUUACGAAGUUUUUAUGAAGCUUCCGGAAUCACUGAAUUACUCGUUGAAGGUUUAUAGAGAAUCUUGUAUGAGUUACGAAGGGUUCAUGCGUGUGCCUAAUUUUCCUACUAUCUAUAGCCUGGUUAAAGCUACUCCAAUUCCGAGUUAUAUCUGGAAAAACAAAUGUAUUUUUAUAUGGAUAUAAAAGAAGAUAUACUGUUUAUAUUCGCGUACCUAUUAAAAUCAUAAAAAUAAUUGUCUGGUUGCCAAAAAUAGAUUCCAUGUCCAGACUAUUAUUAUUUAUUAAACAUGAUAGGACAUGAUUAAUAAUAAUAAAGCAUUUUGAUAAUAGAUCUAAAUAAGAAUAUAUGGAACGUGUGAAAUAAUCGACGUUGACUUGUAAUCAAUGUGUUUUGAAUGAAUCUUCAUGACAUACAUUGCACAGAUCAGUCUUAUUCCAGUGCCUUGAUGAAGUGCCUUUAUCAAAGUUUGAGACUGACAACAGUAAUGGUCACGUAAUAUAUCUAAAUAUAUUUUUAUUUUCAAGAAAAACAUGUUUAAUACACAUACAUAUAUACUUUCCUGGUCAAAUAUGUGUUAAAUAAAGUGUAACAUAUAUUUAAAA